CUGUAACUCCACAUCGCACACAUUGAAGGCAGUCUCAGUCUGAAGAGGAGCUCCCACCAAGCAUGCUGCUUAAGAGGGUAUGCUUUGAAGUUGAAGAAAUUCCAGGAGUUUCCUGUAACAAUGUUGGAGUAUAAUGUGAACCAGGAGCCGUGGAGUAUUCCUCCUUAUCCCCAGUCAAGCCAAUCUGCUUGGGAGAGACAUCAUCACUUCAGCUGUCUGCUGCGUCUGCUUCAAGGCAUUUUCCCUGUGGAUUAUAAAGUGACCACCACCCCACCGAGGAUGUCUAGGUUGCUCUGUGCUCUGCUUGUCCUUAUGUCUCUGUGGAGUCACAGCCUAGAGGUGUCUGCCGCACGGCCAGGGAAGGGAAGACAUAAGACCAGACCCCAGUAUGAAGAACCUGCUGGUCUCCUGGCUCCGGAGGAUGAUCAUGGCGGAGCGGGAGACCAGCACAGUCCUGCAACAAGCCUUGACCCAGAACAGGAAUUCCUGGCUGAUUUUGCAGGUAAGAAACGUUUGUGGGUAAUCACGGCCCCGUCACACAGCGACAACUACCUCCGCAUGAUGGAGAAACAGAUCCAGGACAUGGAGCAGGAGGGGCUGAACUGCCGCCUGGCUGAGAGGGACACCUUCAUCGUCACCAUCAUCCAGAACGCCAUGAUGGAAGGCAGGAUCCAGAAGACCACCUUCCAAGGAGAGGCCACAAUGGAGAGCAUCGACUCAGACAUGGUCACCAAGCUGCUGCAUUACCUCGAGCUGGGGGAUCAAGGCUUCUCCAUGCUAGUCAUGAAGAAGAACCUGAGAGUGAGUGAGCGGUUCCCCUACCCUGUCCGUGUGGAGGCCAUCCUGGAGGUCAUUGAUCAGUUCCCUUUGCGCAAGCUGGAAAAACUCACCAGGAAGGGCUCCCCUCUGAAAUGUAAAAUCACCAAGAAGAGGCUGAUGAAGAAAAAGAUUCCUGUGAAAAAUAAGGUGUUCAGUCCCCAUAUGCAGGGAAACGUUACCUCUGUCACCCAGAGGAAGACCGUGGCCAAGAAGGCUGCACUAAAGAACAAAAUUCAGGACAUUCUCAGCGGUCGCUCCAGGUUCGUCAUUCGAAAGACGACCACUGAUUCAGAAGGAACACAAGUAUUCAUCGCAGGGAAGGCAAACUCCAAAGCUGCAGGAAAGGACAACCAAAAGAAGAAUGGAAAUGUUUUUACAGAAAUAAACACAUAUCCUUCUACUGUGGAGAUAAGAGAAAAACACACUGUAGCCAACUCUAGUGUUAAUAAACCAGAGAACGUUGGCGGGGGAGAAGAAUCCUUAGAGAAAAACAAAUCCCCCAAAAAAGGCAAGGGAAAGAAAGAUGGUAAGAAGGGGAAAGGGAGAGGGAGAGGGAAGAAAUCCCACAGAGAAGUGAAUGAGAACGAUAAGAAAGCACUGAUGGACUUUGUAGAGCAUUUGAAGGGGAAGAGAAGACUUAUGGUAAGUGCUUUUAUAGGUAACUUUUAAGUGUAUCAAUCAAUCUGUUUGUUUGUUUGUGAUAGAUGUGUUCGUUCAUUUGUGAUCCAGGUGAUAGCCACGCCCACUGUCAGCACACCUCAGUAUGUCCAGCAGAGGGAGGAGAACGAGCUUCAUUUCUGUGACCUCGCCCUAAGAAAAGUUACUAUGGCAACCAUCCUGAGCUCAGGGCCCAAUACCACCCUCACCCUCACCCUGCACAACUACCAACUUGGUACUACUAUGUGUGUGUCUGUGUCUACUGACUCCAUCUCCCUUAGAUAGAUCCUACAUUGAUCCUAAAUAAUUUUAUCUUCAGGAUUAUAGUGUCAUUAUAGUAUUAAAGAGAUUAUCCGGUACUGUUGUAUACUUUUUAGCCAGUAGUUCUGAAAGUAGCCCUCACGAGCCAAAAAUGAUCCUAGAAAAUUACGUAAUACAUCACAUAUGUGCAGAUAUGUGCACCACAUCAUUGCUCUCUCUCUCUCUCGCUCUACUGUGUGUGCAUUUUGCUAGCUGUCACCCAAAUGGCGAGGGGCUGAAGCUCAUUGCCUAGAACUUGAAUUGCUAGGGGGCUGGCCCACAUGGGGGAAAAUGUAGGGAAAAUGGUGUAGCACAGCUUCCAGAUAAACAGUCGCUUUCAAACUAGGGAUUUUGUAGCUAAUUGAGGUAGGACAGCAAUAGUGUUCAUAGAUUAUGCAUGUAUGAACUACACAUUGACACAUCCAGCCAAAAGUGGGAGGUUAAAAAAAUACAUGAUAGUCACCAAAGUUGCGGAUCAUGUCUUUAACAAAAAAUCUGGUUCCUCUUUGGGCUUUCAUACAGUAAAACUCUGUAUUUCUAUAUUUAUUCCAGAUUCUGAGCCGCCAUUCACCUCACUACCAGAGAAGUUCACUGACCCAGAUCUCAUCUCUCAACUGAUGAAGCAGUAUGGGAUGUCCUCCAAGGUUUUCUCCAUGACUAUGACUGACUAUGACCUGAAGCCCAAUGUAAGCAGAUCACUUUCCUCAGAAAAGUGUAUUAAUUAUCUUGUACUUAAUGUGUCAAUUAUACAUGCAGUAUAUGGUAUUUGUCUCCUAAUUGUUUAUAUCCCUUUUAGAAGGUAUUUGAUGUACCUCCACCCUCAUCUGCGCUGAUGGAAUAUGUUGACACCUUUCCAUCGCGACGAUCUGAAAUGGGGAGAGAGAGAAAAACUCCACUGGCCUGCUCCAAAUCCCAAGAACAGGGCGGGGCACUGCUGAGGUAUGUGAUUAAGUCUACACAGUAUCUGUAAUGAUGCCAUAGUACUUAAAUACUGUAAAGCUGCUAUAAAGCAUUAUAAUGCCUGCCAGCAGGUAGCCUAGCGGUUAAGAGCGUUGGGCCAGUAACCGAAAGGUCACUGGUUUGAAUCCCUGAGCCGACUAGGUGAAAAAUGUGCCCUAGAGCAAGGCACUUAACCCUAAUUGCUCUGGAUUCAGUUGUCUGCUAAAAUGUAAAUAAUGUGGUUAUAGUGCUUUACAAUGCAGGGUACAGAUAAUAAUAGAGCCAGUUAUCUCCACCAGGUUCAUGUCUAAAAGGAGACUGCUGAUCAUCUCUACUCCAUCUGAGGACGACUACUCCUUCCAACAACAGCUCCUGGGGCUGAGAGGACAGGCCUGUCAUAUGGGUCAGUAUUAGGCCCCCUGUUAAACAUCUCCAACAUUAUGAAUUAUUGUGGGUUAACCUCAGCAACAUUAUGCUAUUAUCACAAUAGUUCUCACUCAUGAGUAAUGGAAGAAUAAUGACUAAAUACUUCAAUUCCAUUGUUUGUCUUUCCAACAGGCAUCCGUCAUUUUGCCUUGUUGAAGUUGAUCGGAACAGGACCAACAGUCUCAGGCUCUGUGGAACUGUUUCCACUCAAUGGUGAGUUUGUUUGUUUUCUCUAAGAUAAUACUGUGUACUGACAUAAUGUCAACAGAUAAUGUCAACAUGUCACACAUUCUGUGUUGAUGGGCAGGAAAUGGAAUCCAACUCUCUUUGAAUGAUCUAACCAUUCCUAUACACAGACCUUCGCCAAGAGAUAUGCUACAGAAAAAUAAUCUGUCUAUUUCCUUCUGUCAUGUCCCACACUGAUUCGAUUCCUACUCUGACACAUUAUCACUCUAAUAUAUCUACUCUGGGUUGUUAAUUUGACCUGUUCUGUCGUUUCUUGAUUUCUUGUUUGGAUGUUUUAUUAUGUGUGUAUUUGUAUUGUAUUUGAUAGACAUUCUACAUCACUGUUGGAGCUAGUACAAUAAGCAUUUAGCUGCACCUGCUAUAACACCUUCAAAUCUUUGUACGUGACCAAUCAACUUUGAGUUGAUUUAUUAACAGUCAAAUGGUGAUGGAAAUAAUGGGGAAAUAGCAUGACAAACACCUUUCCUUUAUCCUUGACAGGAAAGAGCCAAACAGAGAACGAGCCUUUGUCACGGGACGUGGUCAAUGGUCUCCAGGACCAGCUGAAGAUCAACCGGGAGUACUUCAGUAUGCUGGUGGUUGGGAAGGACGGGGACGUGAAAGCCUGGUUCCCCUCGCCCAUGUGGUCUCUGGCCAAUAUCUAUGACCUGGUGGACUCCAUGGAGCUGCGGCAGCAAGAAGAGAAGCUGCAGAGGACUUUAGGUCUUCACUGCCCUGAGGACACUGGCAGUAGUUACCAAGGUUAUGAUGAGGAAGCAGAUGAGAGCUACCUUUACCACAGGUCAGAGGAGUAAAAGAGAGAAAACAGCCAAAAGGCCUCAAAGACCCCAUGGCAGCCAGCUCAAAUUAAUGUUAAAUGGUUGUGGGGAAAAGUUUGACAUAAUAACAGGUAGAAGCUUAACCAUUAAAGGCUUUUUAUUUGAAAUGUCUUCGCAAACUAGAUCCAUUUAUCAGAGGCGUAGCAUUUGUACUUUGAAAUGGCCAACAUUACAUAAAAUGAUCUACAAUUGAAGGGUUUCAUUCCAAAACGCUGUAUAUCCAUUUUCAUAAAUGUUGGCAAAUUAGCUUUUAUUGUUUAAAGAACUUAUGAAAGAGAUUGGUGUGUGUUUUCAAUAUCAUGGGGUUGUUCAAUGACAGACA
Coregonus sp. 'balchen' is the source of this 4527-nucleotide messenger RNA. Lineage: Eukaryota; Metazoa; Chordata; Actinopteri; Salmoniformes; Salmonidae. The record is from the annotation of a GenBank genome assembly.